Limulus polyphemus (Atlantic horseshoe crab) is the source of this 3206-nucleotide messenger RNA. RefSeq names its product serine/threonine-protein kinase 26-like. The record is from RefSeq and is a predicted model, not a curated record. Bases 635 to 2083 code for a protein of 482 amino acids. The transcript has 10 exons. Lineage: Eukaryota; Metazoa; Arthropoda; Merostomata; Xiphosura; Limulidae. Gene Ontology annotation, molecular function: protein kinase activity; ATP binding. Gene Ontology annotation, biological process: protein phosphorylation.
CAUUCUUUAUUUUGAUACAGUAUCAGAAAUACUGGUAAGUGUUAACUAUUUUCCGCAUAUUUCCCUAAGGCAUCGCCCCACGAUGGCUCAGCGGUAAGCCUGAGGGCUUAUAACACUAAAAACCAGGUUUCGAUACACGCAAUGGGCAGAACACAGAUAACCCAUUAUGUACCUUUGCGCUUAACAACAAACAAACAAACCCUAAGGUACUGGUUUUGUUACACAACCACGUCAUAGUACUACACCCCUUCUUAUUGGUAACUCUUCUGAAAAACCGGAAAAUCAUUAUCAGAAUGCUAUAAGAUUUUCUCUGACCACCCUUUUUUCGUAAAAAAACUCUCCAGGAUUAUAUAUCAUAAGAGUCCUUACGAGUUCCAUGUUAGUCCCAUGAAUGUGGUCGUCAUAACAUCCACGUGUCACCUAAAGCUGACUCACAUUAGGCAUAGGAGCUGUCGUGGAAAAAAGAAAGAAUGUGGACCCAGAGCAAAUAUUCACCAAACAGGAGAAGAUUGGAAAGGGUAACUUUGGGGAAGUCUUUAAAGGAGUUGAAAACAACACCCAGAAGGUGGUAGCCAUCAAAAUUAUUGAUCUAGAAGAGGCGGAAGAUGAGAUUGAAGACAUUCAACAGGAGAUUAUGGUGCUAUCCCAAUGCGAUAGUCCCUUCGUUACGAAAUAUUACGGUUCCUAUCUCAAGGGUUUCAAGUUAUGGAUUGUUAUGGAGUAUCUAGGAGGGGGCUCGGCACUGGAUCUGUUAAAGGCUGGAAAGAUUGAAGAAUGUUACAUUGCCAUCAUCUUGCGAGAAGUCUUGAAAGGCUUAGACUACCUGCAUUCGGAGCGUAUACUUCAUAGAGAUAUCAAGGCGGCCAAUAUCUUGCUGUCUGAAAGAGGAGAUGUAAAAUUAGCAGACUUUGGCGUAGCAGGUCAGCUGACUAACACAGUCAAACGAACCACAUUUGUUGGAACUCCGUUUUGGAUGGCUCCAGAAGUUAUCAAGCAAUCUGCUUAUGACAGCAAGGCCGACAUCUGGAGUCUUGGUAUUACAGCCUUUGAACUAGCAAAAGGAGACCCCCCAAAUUCUGAGCUCCACCCCAUGAAAGUACUCUUUCUGAUACCCAAAAACAAUCCGCCCCAACUCACAGGAGAUUACAGCAAACAAUUUAAGGAUUUUGUGGAGUCGUGUCUGAACAAAGAUCCUGAAAAUCGACCUACUGCGAAGGAACUUUUACGAUUUCCAUUCAUUCGGAAGUCCGGCAAAAAUCCUUCUUUAGUAGAACUUAUUGAACGACACAGAAGGUGGAAAAUGUUUGGCGGAAGACACAACGACAGUGAUUCAGAGACGUCAGAUUCUGAUGAUUCGCGAAGUACUGACACCUGGAAAAGUUGGAGGUGGGAUCUCGAAACAGUAAAACGAUCAGAAGCUGGCGUUUCUUCUAUACAGGUGGCAGCACCAACUAGAGAUAAUCAGAAUGAAAAUGUGACAAGUAGUGUCAGUUUAGCCGUUCCUGAUCCUACAGCUAAAGAAAUGAAUUUUCAGUCUCAACUAGUUCAGGAUUUGCCACAACCUUCAAGCAACCUACAGGUCGUACAAGAAGACGUCAAAGACUGUAACUUACCUUCAAAUGAUGUUAUCGAAAAUGUAACAAAGCCGAAGGACAAAGAUUCUAGUAACCACAAGGUGGAAACUCGAGGAGAAAACGAAAAUACUGGAGUAAUAAGUGAUGUAGAAGAACCAUCAACAAACUCUGUCAGCGAGAAGGAAAUUCAAAAAGGAGGAAUUAUGAAAGAUGUAGAUAAUGAUGAUAAAGAUUUGUCAUCAAUACAUCCAUUGGAUACAUCAGAAUCGCCUAGCGCAUCGUGUCUGUCAACAGCGAUCCACCCACUGUUAAACGAGAUACAGCAGAACUUCAACGAGAUACAGUCUGCUGCUUUAGAAGAACUCCAUGUUGUAUUUGACUUAUCUGAAAAAUCGUGUCCAGGAAUUACUGAUGUUUUCGUCACUGAAGUGUUUGAGCAGCUGCUGCCAUCUAUUACUUCCCAGGAACUAGUGGAGGCUGUAGGCAAACUGAAAAGACCAUGUUGCUGAUCGUGCUGCAGAAUAUCGGUAUAAACUUCUUGUGUAACUGUGGUCAAUGUGAAGCGAGUUGAAAUGGACAGAAAAUUCGAACGUAGAUACAACAGUGCUAAGUUCUAGGCACGGACUUUGGUUGUGGAUAGUAUAUUCUGCUGUGUACAAGGUAUAACCGAUAUUGUUAUGUAGGCGACACAGAAUAUAUGAGUUAUAUUGCGAACCGACGUCAUACACCCAGGAAUUGGUAAAUGUGGACAAGAGGUGACAAAAACGGACUGAUGUUGUGUUGUGAACAAUUACAGUUUAACACGCUUACCAGUGUUACCCUGUGAACAAGUUCCAAGAACGAACUAGUGUUGAGAAAUGGAUAACAGUUUGUAAGGUAUCGGUACGAUUUUCUAUAUGGCAGAUAAGUGAGAAUUAUCGUAUUGAACAACGGUUUUCAGCGAGAUGUUCCUCCAGGAACCACAAUAUCCAAACUGUUUAAAAACACAACUUUCGAAUUAGCAGAUAUUACGAUAACCACACUCCUAAUGAAUUAAAGAAACUAUGUAUAAAGUGUUAAUUAAUUAAUGGAGCGGCUGUCACUGAAUUAAAAAAAAAACGCAUGUCCUUAUCGUGAGUAAACAAGACAAAAACAGUCAUACUGGGAGGAAAACAAUUAUUAUGGAAGAACCAACGUUCAUCAGGUAUAUAUGUAUAUAAAUGUUAUGAAAUAACCAGUCUUUUACAUAAACAAGUGUUUAAAAAACUGUUAAUUUUCGUAAAAUUAAUAAUUGUUUUAAAAUAAAAUUUUGUUGUAACGAAUUAGUGUCACAGAAAAAAAUUAUGUAUUAAUCCAGACCUUUACAGUAGUCUCUUUGUAUCUUGCACAUUGAUUAUAAACACUAUUUUACAACUGGAUUCAACAGGUGAGGACGAAGGUAUGCCACAUGAUUUGAGUUGGUGUUAUAAAAAAUACUUAGUAAUCCAGACAUUUGCUGUGAGUCUCUUUGUAGUUUGCACAUUGAUUAUAAACACAAUUUUACAAAUGGAUUUAGUAUGUCAAAACUAGGGGGUGCGUAUCUCAUCAUAAUAGUCAAUACGAUACGUAUCUAGAUAUUGGUGCGAUAUCAUCGUAUCUAGACACAAGUUUUAC